This is a messenger RNA of Melanotaenia boesemani (Boeseman's rainbowfish), 1936 nucleotides long. It is a transcript of the gene crb3a, whose product is annotated as crumbs homolog 3a. The transcript is spliced from 4 exons. Bases 301 to 732 code for a protein of 143 amino acids. Lineage: Eukaryota; Metazoa; Chordata; Actinopteri; Atheriniformes; Melanotaeniidae. The record is from RefSeq and is a predicted model, not a curated record.
UGACCAAUGGCGAUCUGAACAGUUGAGGGGGGGCUGCUUUACAUAAAAUACCUAGUGAUAGAGCAGCCGAGGAUGUAGUCCAGCACUAAAUCGCCCUUUCAUGGACUGUAGAAGUAUUUGCGACUCAACAUGUUACCCGUUUACCUCACCGGGAUUAUAUUUGUUGCAGUUUCAUUUUUGACAAGGUGAGGCGGAAGCUGUUCAGACGAGAGGAAUCAACCUGUUGGCGUGUUUCCCGGUUUGCUUUUGACCAUCUGGAAGCAGCCGGAUCAAAGGGAAGGCACUAAAAACUGACAAUGUAUGUUGGACCCUGUGAAAUGGACCCAAGCUGACGUCCCCAUGUCCCAGCCUGUCUUUAUUUGGCUUGGCAGAUCACGUGUAGAGAUGGCAGAGUGUAUGGGUCUGCUGGCUGUACCUGGAUCUGUGGUUGGGAGUGUUUUACUGCUGAUACUGAGCAGUUACCCUGUGUGGGGGAAUUCUACCAUAAUUAGAAAUGAUACCAAUUCUAAUAACACACACAAUGGACCCAACAUUGCAGCUAUUGUGGCGCCCACAGUGACUCUGUGUGUGCUGGCCAUAAUCCUGGCUGUUCUCGGCUGGUUGUUCUGUGUGGUAAAAAAGAAAAGACAGACUGAAGGGACGUACAGACCAAGUGCUGAGGAACAGUCUGGUGCUCGCAGCGUGGUCACACCAGAUGUGCUAAAGUUACCAAAGGAGGAGAGACUCAUUUAGGAUAUUCGCUUCAUGUCAUGCUUGCGGGGGACACUGGAUGCAAAAGCUUGGCAUGGUGUGACGAAGCUGAUGGAAGAGGAAUGUCUUCAAGUUAGGCAGAUGACUGAGAGAAAGUUUUGAAACUUGACAUCAUGACAGAUAUACCUACUACUCCAUUUCAAGAACUAUAUAGUUCCUGCACAAUGCUCUGAAGAGAGGCAAAGGAUGGACCUACUGUGGAAUUUAAAAACAAUUAAACAAAUCAAAGUCUGAAUGUUAAUCAAGCACAUCUGAUACAUGAGCUGCAGUAUUUUAUAACUACUGACAAUCUUUUUUAUAUAUGUUUUUAAUGUUUUCCUAUUUUAGAUUUGACAGUGUAGCAUAGCUGUAUUUUAUCUGAUUCAGUCUUUUAUGAGUUCACAAUUGCACUGUAAAAUAUUUGCUAAUCUUUUACCUCAAACUUUUAGCCUUGUUUUUGCCAUUUCAGUCUAUUUCAUUAGAAAAGGACAAUGAUGCGCAAAGUUUUUUUUUAAUGUAUGCAAUCAAACAAAUUAUGAUGUUUCAGGUGAGCUGUUUUGUUAUAAAAUGAGGUUUUACCUGGAAAUUGUGCAAAGCAAAAAGCAAUCAGUUGUUUACACUUUUAAGUAUAUUAUAAGUCACAUUAUUAUAAAUGAGUUCAACCUUUGUAAUACAUUAUUCAUUAUAAUCAAGCACACACGUAGUGUUGCAACGUUUUUAUUUAUGCUUAUGCAAAUAUAUAUAUAUAUAUUUUUUUUUUAAUAAUAUUAGCAUAAUUCAACCUUUCAGUGGCAUAACAUCCCAGAAAAAGAUGGAUGACAAAGCUUGGGAAAAGGAUUUUUAAUUCCUCCUCCAUUCAACCUGAUAAGUGACCGAAAAUGGAUGGAUGAAUGCGGGGAUAGCUUCCUCUUCUAAUUCAUUCCAGUACAGUGUUGCUGAGUAAUAACCAAAUGCAAAACAAGUCAAAAUAUGACGGGGUUUGAUGCACACAAGCAUUUAAUGAUUACCAAUAUGAAUCAUAUCUUCACUGGAAUUCCCUCAUGGACAAAUGCAUUUGUACACUAAGUCUGAAGAUGAUAACACAACCAUGCAGAUAAGCAUUCUUUGUAAUCAGAGCCUGAAAAGUUCACCCUCAGGUACCUGACAAAGUCACCAACAGUACAGCCAUUGUUUACGUAUCUGAAGAAAAGAAGAAAAGAAAAAACUU